Messenger RNA from Cuscuta campestris, 1113 nucleotides. NCBI's taxonomy places the organism in Eukaryota, Viridiplantae, Streptophyta, Magnoliopsida, Solanales, Convolvulaceae. The record is from the annotation of a GenBank genome assembly.
CCGUUCCCGCCUUUUUUCCCCUGGUUUCUUCUCUACCAGUUGCCAUGGAGAUCUCCUCCGUGCAAAUGCUCUGCAAACAUUUGAUUUUCUGCGCCGUUCAGAGGUGCCGUCUGAAGAAUGAUCCGUGCAGAUUAUCAGUCAAACUGUCCUCUUCUCCGCACCUCAAUCCGCCUCUCGUCGGAAUCUCAGUUUCAGAUACUGGUGUUGGAAGUAGUCUGGAGGAAUACCAACAUCUGAAGUACCAAAAUGACCUGGCUGGUAAAUGGGAUGGGUUGAUGUCUAUUUCAACUACCAGCAUUUCUGACAGAGAGAUGCAUCACUUAAACCUCAACAUGAAAGAUGCUAUUUAUUCUAAAAGACUGACAAAGCUACCUUCAACAGAAAAAAAUGGUGCACAAUUCAGUGGCACUGAAGUAUCAAUAUCAACAUCUGAAAGUGUUGAUCAUUUACUGGAAGAUCUAACCUUAUUUUUUAAGAAGAUGCUCAUUUUAAAAAUCCCUAUGGUUGCUGUUGAACUGUUGGUUGAUUAUAAUAACAUGCCAGGAUCACAUGUUGAAUGUUGUAUUAUGGCCAUAGAGUGUGGCUCGUUACCUUUUCUGGAAGAAAGCAUCACCAGCCUAAGAUCAGGACUUGAAGAUUAUGUUUACAGGCGCCGAAAUAAACUGAAUAGUGUUUGUCCUUGCUUUUCCACUGGGGGGAAUUUGAAGGUUGGCACAGGAAUUGCUAGCUGCUCAGGAAACCUUAAUAGACUGAAGGUGGAAGCUGUUGUUAUUAUUAGUGAAUUAUCUGAGCUAGCCACUCCAUCUUGCCUAAUGGAACAUGAAAUGGAAACACAGGGACUUUGUACCCUACACUGUCUCCAAAUCAUCACUAGAUGCAUUGAAAGGCAUCAAUUGGAAAGUCUACGGAUUGACUCUGAGGAACAUUAAGGACCAGGAUGGUUGUGCAUUGCUUGAAUGGGAAAAUUUGCCCCCAUCUGUCCACAUUGAUAUUGUCAUCCAUUGUUAUGACAAACAAUAUCCUUCGCUAUCUAAUGUACAAUUUACAUCACCUCGGAUGCCUGGAAUCAAUUGUAUACUGACUAUAUUUAGUUAAUAAAAAAUGGGGAAUUAU